GGUGAGCGGCUGUGGAAGCACAAGGACGGCCGCAAGGGCCCCCGCCCCAACCACAUGGGCGAGGGCCCCGCUGCCCACCCGCUGGUGGUGGCUACUGCCGUCCUCCGCUGGGGGCCGGUUGCGGCUGCGCCGAGCGGAGCAGCGCGCGUGCAGCUUGCGCACCACGCGAUGCUGCGCGUCUUUGGCCGGCGGCUGCGCCUCGCGGCGCCCCCCGCCGGUACUCCCGCCCCGAUGGUCUGCCCGCUGGACCUCGCUCUCACCGGAACCGCGUGGGUUCGCUUCCUGAACGAGCUGCUCACGUGCGGGCUCCUCGACGCGGCCCCCUUCUCCUCUUCGGCUGCACUACAGCUGGCGAUCGACCGCCUCGAUGUGUCGCCAGCGGCGCUGGAGGUGAAAGAGCCCGAUCUCCUCCCGGUGGGGGGCCUCGCCGCCGCGGCCGCGCUGGCGGGGGAUGCUGCUCAUGCGCAGCGCGGGGCGCCUCGCCGAGCCAGCGCCGCGGCGUCUGCGGCGAGGCCGGCGGCGGCUGUGGCACCGGCGCCGAACGCGACGGACGCAGAGAGGCACCGCCUUGGGCAGACGGUUACCUUCCGGAGCUGGCCCACGGAGCUGGCCCACGGAGCUGGCCCACGGAGGCUGGCCCACGGAGCUGGCCCACGGAGCUGGCCCACAUGGAAGGUCGCCGGGAAUGCGGCGUAA
Emiliania huxleyi CCMP1516 is the source of this 696-nucleotide messenger RNA. RefSeq lists its product as hypothetical. NCBI's taxonomy places the organism in Eukaryota, Haptophyta, Isochrysidales, Noelaerhabdaceae. The transcript has 2 exons. The annotation marks the transcript as partial. The record is from RefSeq and is a predicted model, not a curated record.